CAGAAUUUUGCACAUGCGCAUGGCGCCCCGGGCUACGUGGCGCAUCCGGUGUUUGCUUUGGCCAUGGCCUUUGGCGCUGGCGCUUGGGUGGAGCUUCUCAACGCCCGUGCCAACCCGUGUGCCCGUGGAACGGCGAAGCUCGCAGUUAGAAGCCACCUUCGAUGAUCUCUGGACAUUGCUGGCAGAACGCGAAGAGGCCAGAGUUGAUGGAGUGGACACCUCCCUCCAUGAGCUCUUUGCGCCCAGCCCGCGGAGUGCGUGGCAAGAGCUACAAGCGCUGGUGACGGGAAAGGAGGAGCCGGUGGGCUUGAACGACAUGAAGUGCGUCAGUCUCAGGUUGGAUGGUUGCAUGUUUGGCCGCCUCACGCGGCAUCUCCGCCAGAUUGGCCUCAUCGGCCCAGGCUAUUCGAAGGACAUUGGAGAGAUUAUGCGCCUUUGCUGUCGCAUGAUGAUGGACGAGUUCAAAGGAAACGUCGCCUACACCCACAGCGAUGAGAUGACCAUCCUGAUGUUUCCGCACAAAAUGGGCCGACCAGGGAACAGCUUUCAGUGGCCUCACAAUGGCCGCAUUCAGAAAUGGGUGAGCAUCGGCUCCAGCAUGGUCACUGCGCUCUUCAACCGCCAGCUUAGUCAGCUGGCUGAGGCACGUGGCAUCACGCUGCCGACGGAUAUCGUCGCCCAUUUUGACUGUCGGGUCGGGCUCUUCGACUCCGAGAAGGAAGCCCUGUCUUUGCUCCUGUGGCGAGCCUAUGACUGCAGCGUGAACUGCGUUCAAGAUGCAUGCCAUCAUCAGGGUGCUCCCCUCGAAGUUGUCCGGAGCGAUUUCGCGAAGAAGCUGCUGUGGCUGAAGGAGGCGAAGCUGCUGCCAUUGGAUCCUCAUCAGGCGUAUGGCAGCAUGUUUGUGAAGGGUGAGGGCACGUUCAAAGUCAACGUGAGUGACACCAACCAGACAGUCAUUGUGAAGCGAAAGGUGAACAUCCAUGUGAACGACGGCGCUGAGGGCCCUCGGAACCUGUUGCUGUUGCCUCGGCGUCGGCAGGCACUGGUGCCCGAGGAGGGCGACCGGCGUUUGCAGCUGCGUGCUGGCAGCUAUUGGCGCUAUGUGGGGCCCUCGGGCACCGUGGAGGUGCAGGCGUCAUGGCACCGAGGACACUGCGAAUUGACGAUUUUUUUUGGAUAAACUGAUUCUUUGCCCAGAUGAUCGUUCCAAUGCACGAGG
Messenger RNA from Durusdinium trenchii, 1219 nucleotides. The record is from the annotation of a GenBank genome assembly. NCBI's taxonomy places the organism in Eukaryota, Dinophyceae, Suessiales, Symbiodiniaceae.